GGGAAGUAAUUGGGCAGCGCUUCUUGGGCAACGAGAGUCACGUCGAGCACUUCAAACUUCUCGAACGAGCGCCGACUUUUAUCCUGAUUGGUGCAAGGAAUGCCAUCUACAACAUCAGUCUCCACGACCUCUCGGAAAUCGCCGACCAGAGAGUUCAGUGGUCGAGUUCUGCGGCCCACAGGGAGAUGUGUAAUCUGAAGGGUGCAAGCGAGGACGACUGCCAAAAUUACGUCAGAGUUUUUGGACGUCAGGGCCCCAACAAAUUCAUCGCCUGCGGUACCAACGCUUACAAGCCCCAGUGCAAGCAAUUUGUGCGAACGAACGGGUCUUACGUGGGUUCAGGAGAGAGUGAUGGCCUCGGUCUCUGUCCUUACGAUCCACAGCACAACAGCACAGCAGUUUUCGCCGGCGGACAAUUGUACGCAGCGACUGUAGCGGAUUUUUCCGGUGGUGAGCCGCUGAUACACAGGCAGAAAAUACGAACCGAGCGGUCAGAUCUCAAUCAAUUAAACGGUCCAAACUUUGUCAGCUCGUUCGCUUACGGAGACUAUGUCUUUUUCUUCUACAGAGAGACGGCUGUCGAGUAUAUGAACUGCGGGAAGGCGGUUUAUUCACGGGUAGCAAGAGUGUGCCAACAUGAUAAAGGUGGUCCACAUGCCUUCAGCGACAGAUGGACGACCUUCCUAAAAGCAAGACUCAACUGUUCGGUCCCUGGGGAAUAUCCCUUUUACUUCAAUGAAAUACAGUCGAUGAGCGACCCGACGACAGGUUUUUACGCGGGCCGCCACGACCAGCUGAUUUACGGGAUCUUCACUACGCCAGUUAACUCAAUUAGCGGCUCGGCGGUGUGCGCCUUCUCGAUGAGCAGUGUGUUCGACGUCUUCCAGGGGGCGUUCAAAGAGCAGGAAACGAUAAACAGCAACUGGCUGCGCGUGCUCCCGGAAAAGGUACCAGAGCCGCGACCAGGUGCUUGCGUCAACGACUCCAGGACGCUGCCCGACAUAACCGUGAAUUUCGUUAAGACCCACCCCCUGAUGGACGAUGCGGUGCAGUCGUUCUUCACCCUUCCGGUCCUCACCAAAGUCAGUUUCAAUUACAGAUUCACGAGGGUGGCUGUUGAUCCCCAAGUUAAAGCUCUCGAUGGCAGAACUUAUGACAUACUUUACAUAGGAACUGAUAAAUUUCGUCUAUUCCUAUUCAAUCUCUUCUCUCUUGAUCUCCAUUUUCAUUUUCUUCCUCCUCAUCAUCACGACAUUAACAUUUAUUUAAUUGCAGACGAUGGGCGAGUCAUCAAAGCCCUCAACACAAAAGCCCCCGACUCGUUAGCAGAAGUGGGCCAAGUCAUCGUGAGUGACGUCCAAGUGCUGCGAUACGGUCAAGCCAUCAAGGAUCUCCAAGUGGUUCAUCUGGCCGGCGAGGCGAGCAAAUUGGUGGUUAUCGCGGACUCGGAGAUACGCGCGGUCCCGCUCCAUCACUGCGACAGCCCGGCAGCAGUAAACUCCUGCGUCGCCUGCGUCGCUCUUCAGGAUCCGCAUUGCGCCUGGGACGCUACGAUGGAUUUGUGCGUCGCUGUGCCAACUAAGUUACACGACAAUGACGCCAGCAAGACCCUAUUCCAAGAUAUCAUCACCGGAAAACACAAGGGAUGCGGCGCCCAACAAGUGAAUGUUGAUUUGGACCUGGCGAAGCCGGUGCCUCCAGUGAUGCCCCCACGAAUCGGGAUCGGCGAGCAGCCCGACGAACGUGACAAUGAAAUCGUCAUCGAAUUGGAUCGGGAAAAUCAAUACAGUCGAACUCAACCACGAGCUAAUGAACCUCAAGGAGUAACAGUAACGCCGGUGGUGUACUCAGCUCAAACAUUAACCGGAGCGCUGAUCGGAACUUGCUUCUUCUCGCUGAUUGCGGGGUUCGCGUCGGGAUUCUGGUUUUCCCAGCGGCUAAGAGGCGCGCCUUAUCCCGAUCCACCGGAGCAGCGUCAGCAGUUAAACCGGCUGACGGAAAGCUCGGAAUCCCCGGCGGGUUUCAAUAACAAGUCGAUAAAUCUGGUCCUUAAUGUUACGCCGAAAAACCCGAACGGGAAAAACGCAAACAGCUCGGCGGAGAACAAGCCCAUGCAGAAGGCCGCCACCGAGUCGGAAAACUCAUACAACAACGAGCACGAGCACUACGACUACGAGUGCUACGAUUCAGCAUCGGAAAGUAAGCCACCUAGUUCUAUAACCACGCCGAUCCCUCGGAGAAACUCCCUCCCGCCCGCCUCGACCGUCUCCUGCACCAGCUCCGAGGCAGACUUGAGACACGUCUCCGGCAGCCACCACCAGUCCUUCGAGCCGCCCAGCUACGACCUCAUCGUCAACCCGGAGUUCCUCGCCGAGAGGAGCUCCAACCACGAGGACAAUCUCGAGCGGUCAGCCAGGAUUUACAGCGACACCGCGGCCAAAUCGACGCGAGCCUCGACCCCGGUUCCCCGGUCCAAGUUCACCGAGUCGCUGGACCACCUGGACACCACCAGUGGCUCGCUCUCGUACCAGCGGCGUCGACGGGGCCACCCACACCAGAAGCUCGACCAGAGCAAGUUCAAGGAGGGCUCUCGCGAGCACUACAUGGUUCCGACGCACGAGCCCAACCGGCCGACCAGCGACUCCCGCACCCUAUCGCUCUUCAACCCCGAAUUUCUGCCGAACUUCAACGACAUGUUGAUGUACGUUGCAAGACCCGAGCUUUCAGAUCUCAGCCAGGUCUCCUUUCCCUGGAAGCACCACUCCUCCCAGGUAGAGGUAGGUGGAAUUCCUUACGAUGACAACAAUCCCGAGCAAACAAUACCGGUGGAUCCUUCCCGGGGAUUUGGAGCCGGCACUCCCGAGAGAGAAUCCAGUUACGCCAGUUUGAACACCCUCCAGGACCGUCUGAACCACGUAACUGGAAUUUUAGAGAGUAAGAUUAAAUUAGAGGGUAAGGAUAAAAAUUUAUACGGCACUUUGAGCAAGCGACAACAGCUCCUAGAGUCAGCAACUAAACCUGCGGCGGUUAUCAAGAAAGGGUGCAACACAAUCGAGUACAAUUGUUGA
Molecule: messenger RNA, 3068 nt
Organism: Cotesia congregata
Lineage: Eukaryota; Metazoa; Arthropoda; Insecta; Hymenoptera; Braconidae
Source: the annotation of a GenBank genome assembly